Xenopus tropicalis (tropical clawed frog) is the source of this 1717-nucleotide messenger RNA. RefSeq names its product ubiquitin conjugating enzyme E2 H (gene ube2h). Gene Ontology annotation, biological process: ubiquitin-dependent protein catabolic process. Lineage: Eukaryota; Metazoa; Chordata; Amphibia; Anura; Pipidae. Gene Ontology annotation, molecular function: ligase activity; ubiquitin conjugating enzyme activity. The record is from RefSeq and is marked provisional.
GUCGGUUAUACUACUUUUUAUGCUAAGGCACUCUCCGGUAUAAGAAGGCGGCGACAGUGUCUGGAAGCUGGGUUUGGGGGGCAACCUAAGGCUAAUCUAGGUUAGGCCCCCGCCGUAUUUAUUAAGGGCAACCGGACAAACAAGGCCCGGAGGAGGGAGGCGAAUCCGCCGUCAGUUCUCCCAGUCAAUUGCUUACAGUCCUGAGUGCUUUGCUGCCGAAGAGUCCCCCGGGGGGGAGCUGCAGACAUGUCAUCUCCCAGCCCGGGAAAGAGGCGGAUGGACACCGAUGUAGUUAAACUUAUUGAAAGCAAACAUGAAGUUACAAUCCUAGGAGGACUCAAUGAAUUUAUAGUGAAGUUUUAUGGACCACAAGGAACACCAUAUGAAGGUGGAGUGUGGAAAGUUAGAGUGGACCUUCCUGACAAAUAUCCCUUCAAAUCUCCUUCUAUAGGAUUCAUGAACAAAAUUUUUCAUCCAAAUAUUGAUGAAGCGUCAGGUACAGUGUGUCUAGAUGUCAUCAAUCAAACCUGGACAGCUCUGUAUGAUCUUACCAAUAUAUUUGAAUCCUUUCUGCCUCAGUUGCUGGCAUACCCCAACCCAAUAGAUCCACUUAAUGGAGAUGCUGCCGCUAUGUAUCUUCACCGACCAGAAGAAUACAAACAAAAAAUAAAAGAAUACAUCCAAAAAUAUGCAACAGAAGAAGCGCUGAAAGAACAGGAGGAGCGUACAGGGGACAGCUCAUCUGAAAGCUCCAUGUCGGAUUUCUCAGAAGAUGAAGCCCAAGAUAUGGAGUUGUAGUAGUCGCGACCUGCUUUUUGGAAGCGAAAAACAAAGACUUAUUUCCUAACCACAAGAAGCAGACUAUAAUAUUCAUAUUUAAAAAAGCAAUUUUUUUUAUUACUAAAACAAGGUUUUUAUGAAUAAUAGCAUCGAUAUAUCAUCACCCUUUAGGUCUUGAUCCCCCUGGUCAUUCUCAACCAAUGUGCAUAGCGUAUCCCCACAUUCCAUUUUGGUAGCUGUGUGCAUGAGUUCAGCAGUCCAUCAUUGUGUGCUACUUGAACUCUAAGGAAGAAAAAAAGGAAAAAAAAUAUAUGUAGAAAAAAACCCCACAAAGCUACAAGUAACUUUUUUUUGGCUGCUGUGAUAAUGUAGUUUUCAAGUAGUGUCGUCAUUUUGUCAGCGCCCUGCUAAGCGGAGCAUGCCAAAGACUCUGCUGGAACAUUGCAUUCUCAGACCUAAUUGAUGAACGUUGGGGCCUAUUGUAUUAAAGAAAAAAAGCCUUUAGAUUCCAAAUGCAAACUUCAGAGGAAUGUGUGUUUUUGUGGGUCACCCUUUGGAUAUACAUAUAAAUAUAUAUAUAUUUUUUUUUUAUGUUAAGCCUGCAAUCUUUGGAAAUGCACAUCAAGGGUCCCUUCAAGCAGGAUUUCAUAGACGUCUCUAAAAUUUUUAAGUACCUAUUUACUUUUUUUUUUUUUCUUCUUUUAAAUCCUGACUCCACCAUCUGUAUUCUCCCCCCUGCCAUUUUAGGCUAUUCUAGGCAAGAAAACUUUGAAACCACAGGCCAUCACAUUUGUCAUUUUGGAUGGAUAUAUUUGACUUGGUUGUAGAUAAGUGGGCUGGUCUGAUGAAAAACUGUCCCCUUAACUAUUUCCCUUUUAGACAAAAAGGAUGGUGAAUUGUAUGACUUAAUUUACUUUCAAAUAUAGAGACGGCUGAA